AUGUUCUUCCCACCACCACUCACUCCACUUAAUCUCUUUCUCAAAAGGUUAUUAAAAGUAAGAGAAGAUCAGGCGCCGAUAAGAGAGCUGCGAGAAUUCGAGAGAGAAGAUCAUCAAAAACCGGCAAAGUAUUUUUAUUGUGAUGAAGAUCCAGAAAAAAGCCAAAAAAAGGAAAUGGAGGAACAAAACCAAUUGAAUUCGUUAACGGGGCAUUUUUUUUUGGACGCGUUGUGUGUGGCGAGACGUUGCCCAUUGUUGGAGGAUUUUACCGUUAGUGGAUGCAAAUCGGUGACCUCACACUCAGCUCUGUCACUCCUUGAGAGUUCACGCUUGCGAAAGCCGACAAUGCUCACCACACAUAUGGAAAACACAUCGUUUGAUGUGAAUCAAUUAUACCGUCAAAUCCAAUCACCGUAUUUUUGUGAACCGGGUACAUGGAAAUUGAUGCCGAUGACGAUACGAAUUGGAUACGAGAAAGCGGCGGUGAUGGCUCAAAGCACGAAUCAGACGUGUGUUCUAAUCUAUGUU
Messenger RNA from Mesorhabditis belari, 528 nucleotides. The record is from the annotation of a GenBank genome assembly. NCBI's taxonomy places the organism in Eukaryota, Metazoa, Nematoda, Chromadorea, Rhabditida, Rhabditidae.